Messenger RNA from Coregonus clupeaformis (lake whitefish), 1881 nucleotides. RefSeq names its product calponin-2-like. NCBI's taxonomy places the organism in Eukaryota, Metazoa, Chordata, Actinopteri, Salmoniformes, Salmonidae. Gene Ontology annotation, molecular function: actin binding. The record is from RefSeq and is a predicted model, not a curated record. The coding region runs from base 139 to 1095 and encodes 318 amino acids. The transcript has 7 exons. Gene Ontology annotation, biological process: actomyosin structure organization.
AUUGGUUGUAAGAAAAAAGAAAGGAAGUAUUUAGUUCACUCCGGAGUUUAACUGGAAGAGACACGAAAAUAAAAGGCUUUGCACAAAGAAACUGAUACAAAGUAUCAAUACGAAAAACAAAAUAACUCGUUUAUAGUCAUGUCUGGCUCAUCAUUUAACAGAGGUCCUGCUUAUGGGUUUUCUGCAGAAGUCAAAAGCAAGAUUGCAGGAAAGUACGACCCUCAGAGAGAGGAAGAGCUAAAGGUCUGGAUCGAGGAUACGACAGGAUGUGUCAUCGGGGAAGACUUCCAGAAAGGCCUGAAAAAUGGCGUCAUCUUAUGCAAACUGAUCAACAAACUUCAACCUGGCUCUGUGAAAAAGAUCAACUCGUCCACCAUGAAUUGGCAUCAGCUGGAGAACAUCACCAACUUCAUCAAAUCCAUCCAAACGUACGGCCUGAAGCCCCAUGAUAUCUUUGAGGCCAACGACCUGUUUGAGAGUGGGAACAUGACCCAGGUCCAGAGCACACUGCUGUCUCUCGCUGGCACGGCCAAGACCAAAGGCUGCCAGUCCCGAGUGGACAUUGGGGUGAAGUACGCAGACAAACAGGAGAGGCUAUUCGACGAGGAGAAGAUGAAGGCCGGACAGUGUGUCAUCGGACUGCAGAUGGGGACGAAUAAGUGUGCCAGCCAGGCGGGCAUGAACGCAUACGGCACCAGGAGGCACCUCUACGACCCCAAGGCUCACAUCCUGCCCCCCAUGGACAACUCCACCAUCAGUCUGCAAAUGGGCACCAACAAGGGGGCCAGCCAGGCUGGUAUGACAGCUCCAGGAACCCGCCGUGCCAUCUACGACCAGAAGCUGGGCACAGACAAAUGUGACAACAGCACCAUGUCGCUGCAGAUGGGCUCCAACGCAGGCGCCAACCAGAGCGGGCAGAACUUUGGCCUGGGUCGUCAGAUCUAUGACGCCAAGUACUGCCCCAAGAACGAGGAGGGUGAGGAGGAGCAGAACGGGGCCGGGGCCGAAUAUGUCCCUGACUACCAAGACGAGGGUUACCAAGAAUACAAAGAUGAAGCAGUGCCGGUGUACCAACAAGAGGGGACAGAUUAUUAAAAGGGGGGUUGUGCUGGUUGAAAACAGAGGAAACCUCAAGGAAGGCUUUUUCAAAGUUAUUUGUUACAUAGGAUUUUCCACCUUUUGGGUGAUAUCCUUUUGGGAUUGGACAAUAGUGCCCUCUUGCCCUCAUUUAAGUGCUGGUUAGGACCAAUGUUACACAUAUCUCACAUGUACUAUGCAUUAGUAGGUUUUUAUAUUCCUGUUGAAAUGGCUAUGCUUAUGUAUUUUUAAAGUGUAACCACUAAAGCUAGUACUGGUGUCUGAGCUGAGAUUAGCUUUUAUAUCCCAGUGAUUAGCUUUUAGUAAAGUGCCAAAGCCCUCUUGCCAGUUUCCCCCUCGACAAAUGUUUGCCAACUAAUGUAAAUUGGUACAUUUAAAGGGAUAACAUUUAUACCAAUUAUUUUUUAUCUUCAGGCAAAUAUUGGAUCCAAUAGGAUUCAAUUAUAAAAAAUCCUCAGUUAAAAAAUGGAUUGUUCCAUAGUUGGAAUUUACCCAUCAUUGUACUAAAGGUCAUAUUGUGAAUGUAACCUAUAUACAUUUAUAUGAUCUUAAUUGAUGUGAAUAAGAAUGUGAAUUUGUAGUAAUUGUUAGUAUCCAUUCAGUAUUUUUACUUGGUAAUAUAAAAGACAACAAUAUAUUGUGUAGUAUCUGUUUGGACCGAGGGAAAAAAAUUGUGCACUUUUUUAUGUAUGCCGACCAUAUAAUUUCUUUGGAGGAAAUAUUUCCUUUGUUUGCAUAACCAGAACAACUGGAGCCAAGAUUAUUUUCUUUGGAUUAGAGUAU